Molecule: messenger RNA, 5860 nt
Organism: Hypanus sabinus (Atlantic stingray)
Lineage: Eukaryota; Metazoa; Chordata; Chondrichthyes; Myliobatiformes; Dasyatidae
Product: peptide chain release factor 1-like, mitochondrial
Exons: 8
Coding region: 13-1590 (525 amino acids)
Biological process (GO): translational termination
Molecular function (GO): translation release factor activity
Source: RefSeq, a predicted model, not a curated record
UAUUUGGAUGUGAUGAUGGCGGCAGAAAGACACCAUCAGGCAUUGCGGCUGGGAAAGUGCCCCAUCGGUGGAAAGGACAGCAGGGAGGGGGCGGGGCUUAGCGCGGCCUGCGGAUCCUCGGGCUCUACUCGCCGGUCUGACCGUCUUCUGCGGCGGAUCGAGGCCGCACUCCCUGAUCACGAACAGCGACUGCGCAUCGUCAUCGGUCAGGGAUCUCUGGAAGCUCUGCUCUUGGUGGAAUCCCAUCACAAAACUGCAGGACCACAUGAGAAAAACAUGUUCAGUGCCGGGCGGACGUUACUGGACUUUGCCUGUGGCCACCUUCGCGCAGGCCGGUGCCUCGCCAAGCUCCAGCCCUGGUGCGUGAGGAAGGCUAUCCACCUGAAGAUGGGGCUCGGCACGUCCAGGCCUCUCGACCCCGCAGGCCCGUCCCGCGCUCGCACCGUGGAGGAGCUGUUUAGCCAGAGCUCACUGCAGGGCUACCUGAGGGAGCUGGAGCGGGAGUACGCGGAGUCGCUGGAGAGACUCGCUGGCUGCCGGGCGCCCCCCGGGCUGGAGAGUGACGACACGACCAGGGAGGUGCAGAGGCGAGUGGGCGAGCUAGCGCCGGUGGUGAACGAACUGCUGCAGCUGAGGGCCAAGGAGCAGGAGCUACGAGACAUUGAGAGCCUGCUGGAAGAUGACGACGCAGAUCUGAAGCGGCUGGCAGAGAGUGAAGAGAGUGGUUGCCAGGCAACGAUCCAGGGCCUGAAAACCAAGAUCCUUUCUCUCCUGAUUCCCUCGGAAGAGGCGAGUAACAACGACCUGAUUCUGGAGGUGACAGCAGGUGUCGGCGGACAGGAGUCCAUGCUGUUUGCUGCAGAAAUGUUCGAAAUGUACCAGGGCUACGCAGCCUACAAGCACUGGGUCUUUGACGUGCUGGACUACCGUCGCAGUGAGCUAGGGGGUCUGCGGCACGCUGUUGCCAGCGUGAGUGGUGAGGGGAGCUAUGGACGCCUGAUGUACGAGGGAGGAGUUCACCGAGUUCAGAGGAUCCCCAGAACCGAGAGGCAAGGCAGGAUUCACACCAGCACCAUGACUGUGGUGGUGUUACCCCAGCCCACCGAGAUUGAGCUGACGAUCAGCCCAAAGGACCUGCGGAUCGAAACGAAGCGAGCGAGUGGGGCAGGGGGUCAACAUGUGAACACAACGGACAGCGCAGUCCGAAUCCUCCACAUCCCGACUGGUGUGGUGUCAGAGUGCCAGCAGGAGCGGUCCCAACUGCGGAAUCGCGAACGGGCCAUGCAGAUGCUGCGAGCCAAGCUCUACGGCAGGAAGCUGGAGGAGGAGACGAGCAGACGGCAGCAUGCUCGCAGUAUUCAGAUUGGGACCAGGGGAAGAUCAGAAAAAAUCCGAACCUACAACUUUCCACAGGACAGGGUUACAGAUCAUCGGAUCGGCAAAUCGCUCUACAACCUAAAGGACUUCAUGCUGGGGGAAGAGCUUCUGGAUGAGAUGAUUGAGGAGCUGAGAAGCCUCAUUGACACUGAACAUCUCCUCGAGUUCCUGGAGAGCAUGCAGAGACAGCAGAAUAGAUCAGGGGAUCGGUGACGAUCUUUCAAAACUCCAAUAAAAUUGGACUUGAUAUGCUCCGAUUGAUUUUAGAGUAAUUGCUUCGUAGAACACUACAGCACAGAAACAGGUCCACUGGCCCAUCAGGUCUGUGCUGAACUGUUAUUCUGCCUAGUCCAAGCAACCUGCACGUGGACCGUAGCCUUCCCAUCCAUGUACUUAUCCAAACUUUUCUGAAUGUUGCAGUCAACCCCACAUCCACCACUUCUGCUGGCAGCUCAUUCCACACUCACACCAGCCUUUGACUGAAGAAGUUUCCACUCAGGUCCCCCUUAAAUAUUUCACUUUUCGCCCUUAACCCAUGACCUCUAGUUCUAGUCUCACCCAGCCUCAGUGGAAAAAGCCUGCUUGCAUUUACCUUUUCUAUACCCCUCAUAAUUUAAUGUAGCUCCAUCAAAUCUCCCCUUGUUCUUCUACACUCCAGGGAAUAAAGUCCUAACCCAUUCAUUCUUUCCCUAUAACUCAGAUGCUUAAGUCCCAGCAACAUCUUUGUAAAUUCUUUCCUGGAGGUAGGUGACCAGAACUGCACACAAUACUCCAUAUUAGGCCUCACCAAAAUCUAAUGCAAGUUCAAUGUAACAUCUCGGCUCCUGCACUCAGUAAUUUAAUUUAUGAAGGCCAAUGUGUCAAGAGCUCGCUUUAUGACCUUAUCUACUUGUGAUGCCACUUUGAAUGAAUUGUGGACCUGUAUUCCCAGAUCCCUUUCUUCCACCACACUGUGUACUCUGGCCUGGUUGGUCCUCCCAAAGUGCAACACUUCACACUUGUCUGCAUUAAGUUCUAUCUGCCAUAUUUCACAACAUCUUUCGAGCUGCUCCAGAUCCCGCUGCAAGCCCUGAUAGUCUUCCUCACUACACUCCCAGUCUUGGUGUCCACAAAUUUGCUUCAUCACUGUCCAUUUUGAUUCUCCGCUGCCUGUCUUGCUCCUCGGUGGCUGUAGACCUUGCCCCAGUCUUGCUACCUUAGUUAUUCCAAUAGACCUUGUCGUGUCUCAGCCCAAAUUACCCUCAAUGAACCUCGAGUUUGGCCAAAAGUGCACUGUUGUAGUCUUCACCUAUGAUCCCACUCCUACUUGUAAGUUUCGUUCAUCUCCUCUUCCCACUCAUGUUCCUUGUGUUGUGGUUCCCACCAGAACCAUGCCCACACUCUGGUGUGACCCAUCAACCACUGAGAUCUCUGUAGUCCUCUGGUUCAGCCCGUUGAUUGUCCCCAGAUUUAAUGGCUUCACCCUUGGUGACAGAAUCUUUGUUUGCCUGGGGCCUGAGCCCUCGAAUUUCCUCUUUGAUCUCUGCUCCCUCUCUCUUCUCCUGUUUGGCUAUUCACUAUGGGGUCAUCUUCUCUGAGAUUUCCUUGCAUGGCUCAGAGUUAGUCUUCAGAAAAUGUCCCCGUGGAGCAUAUUAUUGAACAUCGGAUUCAGAUUCAUUUACUUCACAAACAACAUACCCAAAGGGUGUGUUGGGGGCAGCCCACCAGUGUCUCCACACAUUCCGGUGCCAAUGGAGCAUAUCCACAAUGCUCAGCAGAACAACACCAAACACAAGUGACAAAGCAACAACAACAACAGUAAAUCAAGCCCUGUUCCUCCUCACACGGACAGUCAUCCAACUCCGGUCCCCAGGCUUUGGCUGUCGGGCCUUGACCUCCACUAACCUUUGGGCUUUGAUCUUCUGUGUCAAGCCUAGGACUAGCCAAUGACAAGACCCCGAACUCUAGACUUGAACUGCGGGCUUUACAACUCACCAGCCCUCGUGUCUCCUGCUUGCACAGACUUCCAAUUCCACAAACCACCAACCUGGGACAGCCCAACAUCCACGGCUGUCCUUCAUCAUGGAUCCACAUCACAGGACUUCGAGUGUGGAGUAGAGGCCGAGACUCCGGACGUCCAUAAGACACAAGCAGAAUUGGGCCAUUCAGCCCAUUGAGUCUGCUCUGCCACUCCAUCAUGGCUGAUCUAUUAUCCCUCUCAACCCCAUUCUCCUGCCUUCUCCCCAUAACUUUUGAUGCUCUUACUAAUCAAGAACCUAUCAACCUUCACUUUAAAUACUCAGUUACAUGGCCUCCAAGGCGUGUGUGGCAAUGAAUUCUACAGAUUCACUACCCUCUGGCUAAAGCAAUUCCUCCUCAUCUCUGUUCUAAAUGGUCAUCCCUCUAUUUUGAGGCUGUGCCCCCGGUCCUAGACUUACCCCAUUAUAGGAAACAUCCUCUCCACAUCCAUUCUAUGGAGGCCUUUCGAUAUUCGAUAGGUUUCAAUGAGAUCCACCCUCAUUCGUCUAAACUCCAGUGAGUACAAGUCCAGAUCCAUCAAAGGCUCCUCAUACUUUAACCCUUUCAUUCCUGUGAACCUCCUCCUGACCCUUUACCCCAUGUCUACAUCACUACUUUGAACAUGGAGCGCAGAGCGCUGGCCGAGACCAAGAUGCAUAACACACACACACACACACACACACACACAACACAUAAAGUGAUAUUACCACAAAUAAAUUAACAAAUAAUAAUUUGCAUUUACAAGACAAGUUAAAGAAAAGUAAACAUUAUAACGAUACUGGUGCUUCAUAAGUAAAGAGACCCCAGUGGUGUCAGGGAGUUCAGUUGUCUCACGGCCUGGGAGAUGUUGUUUCAUGUCCUGCCAGUCUUUAUCCUAAUGCUACAGUACCUCCUGCCGAAUAGUAGGGGGUCAAGGAGAUUGUUGGAUAGAUGAGACAGGUCAUUGACGAUGCUAAGUGCCCCUGAUAAAUAUACCUGACGGGUGGAAGAGGAACACCGAUGGUAGUUUUAUUCAUAUCACACGUACUGGAGUAGAGUGGAAAAACUUUGUUCGGCAUGUGAUCCAUACUUGAUAAAACAGUGUACGAUAUGAUAAGAGGCAUUGAUAGAGAAGACAGGCGGCGUCUUUUUCCUAGUGUGGCAGAGGCUAAUACUGGUGGUUGGAGCAAAGUUUAGGAGGUAUGUCAGAGUGUUGUUUUUUUACACAGAGCGGUGGGUGUCUGGAAUGCCCUACCAGGAGUGAAGGUAGAGGCAGAAACAUUAGGGACAUUUGAAAGACUCUUAGAUAGACACAUGGAUGACAGAAAAAUGGAAGGUUCCGUGGGAGAGCACAGUUAGAUUGACCUUGGAGUAGGUUAAAAGGUCAGCACAACAUUGUGGGCCGAAGGGCCUGUCCUGUAUGUACUGUUCGAUGUUCAUAGAUAUGAUUUCCUCACAUCAGUGCAUUGAGCUGAUAUAUGAGAAAACAAUACCAGAAUGCAGAAUAUAUUGUUACAGUGACAAACUCUUUGGGCUUGUGCAGGGCUCCGAGCUUUUCAGAGCACCUGAACAGGUUUGUUGUUGGGUAAUGAGAGUCAUUAAUCAUUUAGAGUUUCUUGUGUUUUCUCCAAGCGACUCUCUCUCUCUGUAAUGCAGUCUCCUGGUGUUUCCUGAUUAAAUUCCGUUUGAUCGGCUCGGGGAUUCUGUGUAUUACUUGUGGCAGACCUGCUCUGUCAAAUGUUAUUUGUAUUAUUUAAGCGGACGUCCGUUUAGCACUAAUCAAAAGCUCCUGGUUUUGAGAAUGUUGCUUCUCGCAGUGUCGCUCGGUCAAGCCACUGACGUCCUUUUAGAAUUAUUAUGAAUAAACUCUUGUUCACUGUCUCUACAUGGGAGUUUGUCUUUCCCAUGCACUUGGGUUCCAAUAUUGCCAAUGCACAUCCUGAUGAUGUGUCUACUUUGCCUAAUUGCCUUGGAAUUGGAAUAGAUUUAUUAUUGUCACACGUGCCGAGAAACAGUGUGUCCGUAUGCUUGUCUGUAUAGAUCAGGUCAUUGCACAGUGCACUGAGGUAGGACAAGGGAAAACAGUAACAGAAUGCAGAAUAAAGUGUUACGGUUACAGAGAAAGUACAGUGUAGGUAGACAAUAAGGUCCAAAGCCACAGGAUAGAUUGUUCAAAUUUAUUAUCAAAGUAUCCAUGCAGAUGACCAGGAAACAAAGAAAAACCAUGGAGAUUGUUCAAAGAAAAACAUCAAAACACCCUCACACACAAAAAAAUUCUAACAAAUCAUGCCAAUCUGAGACUUAUCAGGAUGUUGCCUGGAUUGGAAAACAAGUCUUAUGAGACAAGGUUAGCAGAGCUGGGACUUUUCUCUUUGGAGCGUAGAAGGAUGAGAGGGUACUUGAUAGAAGUCUACAAGAUUAUGAGAGGCAUAGAUAUGGUGGGUAGCCAGUACCUGUUUCCCAGGGCACCAACAGCAAACACCAGAGGGCAUAUGUACAAAAUUAA